Molecule: messenger RNA, 3108 nt
Organism: Haliotis rufescens (red abalone)
Lineage: Eukaryota; Metazoa; Mollusca; Gastropoda; Lepetellida; Haliotidae
Exons: 8
Coding region: 91-1461 (456 amino acids)
Source: RefSeq, a predicted model, not a curated record
CUUCUCCAACCGGAAGUUGGGAAUAACUGGUAAACAAACGUCUCUUCACACAGCCAAUAUGUCAUCGUUUCGAAACAUCCCCAAUUAACAAUGCCUGGAUCAACUCAAGUAAGGGAGACCAUAGAGCUGCUGUCAACAUUACUGAACGAAAAUGGAGUAUCACUUGUCACCGCAGAAACAUUUCGCUUGGCAAAGUUCAACAAAUAUGAAGCGACCCCCGUAAUGUGGAAGCUGUUGUUUGAGCUGGUAUACUUCAGCAAUUAUGGAGUAGUUGAUGACUCUGCUGUCAAGGCUCAGAGGCAACUUUCAGUUGAGGAGAAGUGUGUCCUUGUCAAACGAGAACUACAAAGCCGUGGUUACAUGUCCCAUGACUUUGCUCACUUGCCAAAUGACGCCUCAAGAGGAAGUCGUGAACUGUUGCUGGCUAUGGCCUGGCUGAUAUGUAAAGAGACACUGAUAGAGAGGUUCAUGGACAAGUGUACAUCUCCCUUGGAUGAAAACAUUUCACAAUGGUGCAAGGAAUGGCCUAAUUCUAUUUGUGACUUGGGUCCUACUCCCCAAGGAGAUUCGGCUGUGCCACCUGGAGAGAGAGUACAGAGGCUGCUAGUGCUGAAUAGUAAACUACGACUCAACCUACGGCGAAUGUACGCAGCUCAGCAGCAUGAAGCUAAGCUUCUAAACAAGAUUGAAAAUACCACAGCAGGGAUAUCACUUCGAAAAAACCGUGAUAAUUUAUCAGCAUUGGAGGUUCAUUUGCUAAGACACCCACAUCUGCUGAAACGAAUGCUGGUGCUACUAGAUAAGGACAAUGAACGUCUCCAGAACCUCAUGAACUGGCGACAACAUGAAGACGUAUUUUGGAAGUGGAUGGACAGUGUCCUUGACCUGAAGGUGAAGGCUGCAGCAGAGGACCGAGACCAGAGUGAGGCUCAGUCUGGCGCUGUGUAUCUCCAGGCCCCAGUUGACGGACCCGUGCAGAUGCAGCUGGCUAGACAGCAACUGGUACAGUCCAUCCUCAGCUAUGAGAGCAGCAUCAAGUACCUGGAACAGCUGUGGGAGACUAAGAGACAGGAAAUCAGCAACCACGAGCUUGACAACUUAAUAGCCUCAAUCAACAUGGACAUAUCAGUCCACAAGGCUAACCUCAUGCUAACUGCUGCACAUGAUGUAGCUGGGACACUCAAACCAGAACCUUCGUUCAGAUUGGCAAGUAGAGCACGCUCCCGGGGUCAGGGCAAAGUGGCAAAUGUGCAGCAUUCCCCCGGUGAAGGUGGGGACAGUUGUUGCACAGAUAUUACCAGAGUGACAGAGGAACUGACACGUCAGAUCCAGGACAUGCGCACUCAACUCACCCAGAUGCACCGGGAGUGUCAGAAGACACUGAUGGGACUAGCCCGGAACAUACCCUCUGCUAUCUGUAUAGAACCAACAGCAGUCCGACAAUCCGACCUGUAUGCGUAGAAUGGGAAUCUGUGAACUUCCAUAUCCUCAACGGUUUUCCAUUCUGGUUUGAUAAAUACCCUGGACCCAUUCUCCACCAUAGCUUUCUAUCGGAAGUGACAUCACCAUCUCCAUUAGGGCUGUAACAAUGCACCGAUACCUAAAUAUCAUCGAUACUUAGGUACACACAAUACUUGAAUCAUCAGUUUGUGAGAUCGCGAAACGCUGUAAGUAGAACAGGAACUAAUAGAGUUACCUCCCAUAAUGGCAGAAAUAGCAAAGCGCCACCUGUAAGCAUGGCAGAACACAACGACGUGUUAGCUGAGUAUGCUCCGACUAACUGUCAUAUUUAAUAACAAUCCCUUCAUUUAAAACUGUUUUGAUCUUGUGGUUUUCUUUGUUAAUGAUUUUGAGAUAUCAAUACAUAAAUGUAUGAAGAAGGGGGUUUUAGAGAUGUAUUUCAGUAAUUUCAUCAUUUCUUACUAUUUGAUUUGGUGUAUCCUAAUACCAGUAGUAUCGUCAGUCCGUAUCAUGAUACGAAUCUAGCGCAAGAUACCAGGCAAUACUCAGCUCUAAUCUCCACAUAUUAUCACCAAUUCAGAACAGAAUUUCUCACAUUGGUGAGCUUGAAAUCAGUGACCAAUCAAUAUGACUCCCUAAAAAGAGUUUGGCAUUAAUCUAAUUUCAAGCCCUUUGUAUGCUCUAAUCAAAUCCAUAGACUGUUACUAAUGUUCUUUUAGCUGUAUUACAUUAUUUUGAAUGGAGAAGGAAGUACUUGCCUUAUCAGGCAUCUGACAGUUGUAUUUGAGAUGGUAUGCCACACACCUAGUUAAGUACUGGUGAUUUUACCACUUGUUUCAAUCAUGAAAUAACAGUGUAUUUUACCAACAGCUAUUUUUAACGAAAUGUCCUUCAAGCUGGACUCUAUGAUUUGAAGCUAUGUUGUCCAGGGUAUUUAUCUUGAUAGACAUGAUAGAGUGGAGGUGUAUUACACUGGAGUAUCAAGGAAGGAACUUCCAGUGCCAUUUACCUUUCCAUCACUUAGUAUAACAGCUCCUCAUGACUUAGAAAAUUCUUCCUGAUGACGUUUUCGGAGGGGGUAGGGGUUGGGGGUUGAUGUAUAGACAAGAUUUUUACUAGUACAUCUGUAUGUCUGGAUUCAGGAAUACAGAGGGGAAUGCACAACAUGCUUAAAGCAGGAGAUUUGUUUUUCAGUGUUAGCUUCUGAUUAAUUCUCCCUGAGGAAUAUACAGAUGAGACUUCUGUUUAAUCGAUUCUUCUGUUCUCCCCUCUGUCCAUUGAACCCCAGGGUAUUUUCACCUUUGGAUCAGUUUAAUAUGGUGAAGAUUAAGGCUAAAAAAGAUCAUAGCCUUGGUUCUCAGGCACCGCCUGCAUCAUCAUGAAGUCUGCCGCACGGUUCGUUUUUAUUUCCUAAUACCCCAAAACAAUGCAAUCCAAUAUAGCACGCAGUUACUUCCCCUUACAUGCGCGCUGCUUUAUUGUGCAUCUGGUGUUAUGGUAGUGGCGGCAAUAACGCUUUCAUAUGAUUGUUUAUGUUGGGAGGCCCUUUCCCAGGUUGAUGGUACAUAACUGUUUAUUUGGUUACAUACUAGUUUGAACAAGCAAAAAAAAAAUAAAAUGCCACCUGCCCGCACUAUAUUUUCAAAA